AACAGCCAAGUUGGAUAUGUUUUUAUCAUCCUGAACCCAUUUUCUACAGUUUAUAAACACACGAAGACGCAUUUUUCCACGAUAAAUGGCCGUUUAAUGCCACGAUAUCACCGAUGAUAACGUGAACAGGAAGACGAGGCGGUGGGCGCAGAGAAAGCUGAGAGCUGCACCCUCUUCGGACCGGAGAUUUAACGGUUAUAUUUAACGAUAGCCACCCGUGUAAACUUUUCUUACCGGGGGAGGGAGAGAGAAGAAGCAGGUCAACAUGACGGCGUCCAACUGGGGUCUCAUCAUGAACGUGGUGAACAGCAUCGUGGGAGUCAGUGUGCUCACCAUGCCCUUCUGCUUCAAACAGUGUGGGAUAGUGCUUGGAACUAUCCUAUUGUUCUUCUGUUCAUGGAUGACCCACAAGUCGUGCAUGUUCCUGGUCCACACAGCCAGCAACACCAAACGAAGGACCUACGCAGGACUGGCCUUCCAUGCUUACGGGAAACCAGGAAAAACACUGGUGGAGACGAGUAUGAUCGGUUUGAUGUUGGGGACCUGUAUAGCCUUCUAUGUAGUCAUCGCUGAUCUGGGCUCAAAUUUCUUCGCUCAGCUGUUGGGUUUACAGGUGACUGGCAGUUUCCGCGUGCUGCUGCUGAUUGCUGUGUCUCUGUUCAUUGUGCUCCCUCUGAGCCUGCAGAGGAACAUGAUGUCCUCCAUCCAGUCCUUCUCCGCCAUGGCUCUCAUGUUCUACACCUUAUUCAUGUUCACGAUAGUGUUGUCGUCUCUGCGCUACGGCAUAAUCUCGGGCUCCUGGGUGGAGCGGGUUCACCUGUGGCGCAUGAAGGGCGUCAUUCAGUGCCUGCCCAUUAUCGCCACAACCUUCUGCUGUCACCCGCAGGUGCUGCCGACCUACGACAGCCUGGAUGAGCCGUCCGUCAAACGCAUGAGCACCAUCUUCACCUCGGCCCUCAACGUAGUCACCAUCUUCUACAUCACUGUGGGCUUCUUCGGCUACGUCAGCUUCACUGAGAACAUCGCUGGCAAUGUGUUGAUGAACUUCCCGUCCAACCUGGUGACGGAGAUGAUCCGCGUGGGCUUCAUGAUGUCCGUGGCCGUCGGGUUCCCCAUGAUGAUCUUACCUUGUCGCCAGGCCAUCAACACCAUGCUUUUUGAGCAGCAGCAGAAGGAUGGGACGUUCGCUGCCGGGGGAUACAUGCCUCCUCUGCGCUUCAAGAUGAUCACCCUCUGCAUUGUGUUUGGCACCAUGCUGGGAGGCAUUCUCAUCCCCAACGUUGAAACCAUUUUGGGUCUGACUGGAGCCACCAUGGGCAGCCUCAUCUGCUUCAUAUGCCCUGCCCUCAUCUACAGAAAGAUCCAGAAGAAUGGCAUCAUCUCUCAGCUGGUGCUUUUUGUGGGUCUGGGCAUCCUCCUGGUCAGCACCUUUACCACCCUUUCGAUCUCAGCUAGCGGCCCCAGGGUCAAAGUCCAAGUUCCUCCUCCUCCGGCGCCUGACAAGAACAACCUGCCGCUACCGGACCUUCCGCAGAUUCACGACAAGCCUCUGAUCAAGAAGCCAGUAGAGAUAGAAAAACCAGAUGUCCCAGCUGUUGAGGAGGCACAACCUGCGAAAAGGGAUCCGGCUGAACCUCCCCAGAUUAAAGGACCAGUGGAAGUACCUGAGAGGAAGAAGGAGGCAGAGGUUCAGCUGGAUCGUCCUGAUGCUGGCGUCGCAGUGCCAGAGGGAGAGGCGCACCGCCACGAGCCACCCAUCCCUCACGAUGAGGUCAUGGUAGACACAAGAAAGAACAAUGCAGAGCUGGAGGAGGACAAGAAACAGCCGGUUGCCCCUGCAGGAGGAGAUGAGCAAGAAGAAAAGCAUGCUGUGAAGUUGGAGGACCAAAAAGAGGCCAAGGGAGAAGAGAAACCGAAGCCUGUAGAGCCCGUCGUGAGGAAAGAGGAAGUGGACUUGGGUGGAGGUGAGGUCCAGUCCAAUGAAGUGCUGGAGAAGCAAGGUGGAGAAGCGGGCAUGAAGCGAGAUGUUCCCCAACUGAAACCAGCAGAUAAGAUUGAUCAAGUGAAAGAUUCUGCAGCCGAACAAGCCGAUAAAGUGGACAAACCUGCGCUCGCCGUAGCCAAACCUCCACUUCCUGAGGGAGAGCAUCACCCCGCUGCAGAUGAGGGUCCGCCUGCAGACGGCAAAGAUGCAGCAGAUGAGAAGAUGGACGAGGGCCAGCUGGACCACGCGGUGCUGCUGAAGGUGAUCAAGGAGCAGCACGAGCAACAAAAGAGACUUCUUGACCAGCAGGAAAAACUGCUGGCUGUCAUACAAGAGCAGCACAAAGAAAUCCACCAGAAUAAGCCUGCUGGGGCCGCUUCAGAAGGAGAGGCAGAGAAAGGCAACCAGGAGCACUUGGAAGGGGUAGAAGGUGGAGCAGCAAAGCCUAAAGACUCUGGCCUGGCCUCAGACAUCAAGCCCAAGGAGGCAGCUGGAGCUGGAGCUGUACAAGCUGGGGUAGCUGAGCCUCACGCUGUGGCCCAGAAUCAAGUCCAGGCUGGGGAUAAGGCUACUCAGGUUGGGGAUAGUAAAGAAGAAGGUCGACCUGCUUACAAAGAGGAUAAACCCGCUAAACCUGUUGCACCGGGGGGAGAAUCACAUAUCCAGAAUGAGCUGGGGGCAAGGGGAGUGCCACUGGGAAAGAAAAAACUUGAUGACCAUCAGCCCGCAUCUCAGAAUGACCUGGCUCAAAUUAAAGAAGAGGAAAACAAACUAGACAAAGAAAAAGAGAAACUUCAAAAUCUCAAAAAAGAAAAUAUGGAGAAAGAGGUUCAGGCAAGAGUGGAAGAACAGCUCGAGAAGGAGAGACAGGAAAAGCUGGCCAAAGAACUGGAGUUAGAGAAGGAGAAACUCGACAAAGAGAGGAUAGAGAAAGAAGUGCAGAUAAGGGUGGAAAAAGAACGACUGGAGAGGGAGAGACAGGAAAUACUGGCCAGAGAACAGGAGUUAGAGAAGGAGAGACUCGAGAAAGAGAGGAUAGAGAAAGAAGUGGAGGCGAGGGUGGAAAAAGAACGACUCGAGAGGGAGAGAAAAGAGAAGCUGGUGCGAGAACAGGAGCUGGAGAAAGAGAGAGAGGCCAAAGCGAAACUCACACAGGAGAAGGCUGCAGAAGAGAGACACCAGCAGGAGAUUCAGAAAGCAGAAGAUGAAAUAGUUUUGAGAGCGAGGAAAGAAAAGGAGGCGGAGGAGGCGAGGGAGAGGGAGAGGGUUGAACAGCUGCAGCAAGCUGUAGAAGCCAAAAACGUUGCACAUGGGGCUGAGAGAGGAGACGGCGAAGCUUUGAAGAAAGGAGGAAGAGACCUCAAAGAGAAAGUCGGCGCUCCGGCGGACCCCGAGGAGGCCGCGGACAACGGGGCCGCCAAAGCCGAGGUUCACCCCCAGGGCUCACAGGAGAGGGUGAGGGACCAGGGAGAGAUGGAUCUAAGGCGGAAGCGUAGGGCAGUUGGACCCAGAGAGGAUGGAGGUCCUGCGGGGACACCCAGGAUGUCCAGGGGGAUGCCUGGGCUGGAGCCCCUGCUGGAGCUGGGGGGCUCCAACCUGCACGCAGCCCUGGAGGAGCAGCUACUGGCUGGGGCGAUGGUGCACUCAAGGCAGAUUAAGCAAGCCUCAGAGGACAAAGAGGCCAAAUAACACACACACACACACACACACACAUUCUCACUUAUUGGUUGGACUCUCCAGAACCUCCUGAUACUGUGGACCAUGAUAUUGUUGCCUUACAUUUUCUCCUGCCUUCAGAACAUUAUGGACAAAGGACCAUUUUUCUUCUUUUCUUGAUGCUUUCUUACAAACAAAUCACAGAACCUUAAAGCAGUCCAAGUGGAUGUUUGCUGGGACAGUUUGCAUCACUCUGGAAAUAAUCCAAAGUCUUUAUUAAAGAGCAGAAAGUAUGUAAAUAUUAACUUAUUUUUGUCUUGUGGCGGAAGAAUUUUGAAGAAGUGACUUUUGAAAUGUACAUAAAUCUAUGCAAAUACAAAUUUAUGGAGUGCAUUGACAGGGAAAAUGUUUCAUGUUUGUAUGUUAGUCACUUUUAUUCCUCUUUUUUUUUUUUCUUCUUCAUUUACCAGCUUAUGGAGUGUUUGUGUGUUUGUGCUGUAUUGUCUCCUGUAUUGUCUUUUUGGUCAGUUUUUGAUAUACUGUAAAUGUUUGUGAUAAUGUUCAUUUUUAUUUACAGCAUAAUGGAAAGCAAUGUGGGUUCAAGCCCUUCUCAUAAGUGUUGUUUCAAAUGAAAGUAACUGUAUUCCAAUUCAUGCUGGAGCUACAACAACAUACAGCAGAUUGUAGCCUUACUGUUUAAUAAACUGUAUACAAAAGAAGCAGCUUGAUUCAGACUGUCUGGAUCUAUGAUUCUAGUCAGUAAUCAUUCCGUUUUCAGUAUCUCUCCUUUUGUUGAUUUUUUUUUCAGUGCCUUGUAAUCCAUAUGCUGCAGUAGUGUUUUAUCAAAGGAAAUGUUUCUCUCAAUUUGUGGUCUUUUGUUUUCUUCCACUGGGCCUCUCUUGCUGUAAACAGUACAGUAAUUAGGAGGAAAUGAGUUCUGAGGUGGAAAGAAAUGUUGAUUAUGUUUGUAGUAACCCAACUUCUCUGAAAAUUCCACCAUCAGUCAGCACUUCAACACAUGUUGGACCUUUUGCUUUUUACAAGAGGCUAUUUUUCUAUGUGUGUUGUUUUUCUGUACAUUUUGCUGAUAAGAAUGAAUAAAAUAUAUAUUACAGCUA
This is a messenger RNA of Scomber japonicus (chub mackerel), 4758 nucleotides long. It is a transcript of the gene slc38a10, whose product is annotated as solute carrier family 38 member 10. The coding region runs from base 266 to 3673 and encodes 1135 amino acids. Gene Ontology annotation, biological process: amino acid transmembrane transport. Gene Ontology annotation, molecular function: amino acid transmembrane transporter activity. The transcript is spliced from 18 exons. Lineage: Eukaryota; Metazoa; Chordata; Actinopteri; Scombriformes; Scombridae. The record is from RefSeq and is a predicted model, not a curated record.